Trichogramma pretiosum is the source of this 915-nucleotide messenger RNA. RefSeq names its product serine/threonine-protein phosphatase 6 regulatory ankyrin repeat subunit A-like. The transcript has a single exon. The record is from RefSeq and is a predicted model, not a curated record. Lineage: Eukaryota; Metazoa; Arthropoda; Insecta; Hymenoptera; Trichogrammatidae. Gene Ontology annotation, molecular function: protein binding. Bases 1 to 915 code for a protein of 304 amino acids.
AUGUCCCAAUUAAAAAAAUUAAAAGAGAUGCGAGCCGCGGUCGAUUGGAAUUUAGUAAAGGAGCGACGUGAUCUUCUCCUUCGACUUUUUCACUUGACGAGCGACUGGAAGGUACAGCUUCCGAAUCUUCUAGAAAUUUUCCGUGCCGAAGAAAUUGACUGGCUUCUCAUGGAGGCUACCAAAAAUACGAAAGAUCCUCUUAAACUGCAACGAUUUAUCAAGUUUGUAGCUCGAACAGGCUUCAGGGACGAGCCGAAACUCGACGAGGCAGGCGAGCCAAUAUCUCGUCGCGUCACAGCAAUGCACAUCGCAGCUGCAUCCGGGUUGAACGUGAUUCGUGACCUUUUCGAAAUAUACGACAGAUUUGACGUGAAUUUCAGCUGUGAAUACGGUAUUACUCAUUUUCAUCUGGCUUGCGAGUUUGGCUUGGACGACGUGGUGAAGAAAUUCCUCGACCUUGGCCAGGAUCCCAAUCUCCUCGUGCAUCAUACAGGUGAUUCGCCGCUACACUUUGCUGCGGCAGUUAAUUACGACGACACAUCGAAGGUCAUCGAGUUGCUAUUGAGGAGGGGAGCCAAAUCAAAUUUAGCUAACAAGGCGGGACAGACUCCUCUGCACAAUUUUUCCAUGCAUACCGAUGAUGAUCACGUUGACUUGGCCAAGUUUUUUUUCAAGAUCUGCGACGACCUGCGGCAUAUGGUGCCGGUCAAUUUCAGGGACAAGUCGGGUAGGACGCCGCUGCACUUGGCUGUGAAAUACAGAAAUAAGAAGCUCGUCGCAUUGCUGCUGAAACGAAGCGCCAAUCCGAAUUUCAUCGAUCACGAGGGUUCGACUCCUCUACACUAUAUUUGCGAGAGAGUCGACGACGGAGGUUUGGCGAAAAUGUUAUUCGAAUUCUGCGACAAAAACAAUUGA